AUUAGCAAAGUCUAGAAAUAGGUUUAAUAAUCUUGCGUUUGCUUUCUUACAAUAGAAAUUAUCAUAAGUAUUCAAAAUACUUUCACUUGAUGUCAUUUUUUGCAGUGUUGUUUUGAGAACCAUGAAGAAGUGUUUUGCUAAAUAAGGCCCUUAUUUAUGAAAACUUUAAAUCUUUCCUUUAAGAGUAAAUAUAAUAUCAUAACUCAUUUUUAUUCAUUCAUUGAUUCAUUGAUUCAUCGAUUCAUUCAUUUAUUCAUUCAUUCAUUGAUCUUCAGUAACUCCUUUAUCCUGGUCAGGGGGGCAGUGGAUCUGGAGCCCUGAUGGAACACCUGAUAUGAGGUGGAAAUACAUCCUGGAUGGGAACCCUUGACCUGGAGAUGUGAGGCAUCAAUGGUGCACUACCAUGCAACCCUAAAAAUUCAAUUCACCUUUGAAAGUAGCUUUUCAGCUAUUCAGAAAUUUAGAUUCUGAUUGGCUUAAUCAGACUGGGGUUCAGGGCAAAACCUCCCUAUGUGUAAUCAUUCACCCACCAAAGCACUGAUUCAGUGUGAAUAUAAUACAUGAAAUGUCAAAUAGAUCCCCACUGGAGAUGUGGAAAUAAUAGCAUCAUUAUGAUGCAGCUGAAAUUGCAGCUGGGUGAUUCAAGGCAGUAGAAGAUAAUAAUAAGAUAAGUGGUUAACAUGAGUGUGAAUAGCAUUGUAAAAGCUUUCCUUACCACUUGGGUAAAACUGCCAUUUUGUGGGUAUAGUAUGAGAAAUAACUAUAGUGCCAUAAACAGUAAAAGGAAUUUCCCUCUCCCAUGGAAUUUCUAUUUGGGAGUUUUAAAAGCUGCAUCACUCAGCUGAUAAAACACAGAGUGAAUAGAACUCAAAGCCGUAGAAAGAACAAUGAAUGCUGUUUCAGGCUUCAUCUUUUUGCUGUCGUUGAUUGCAUAUUGUCACUUUUUUCCAUUGACAGAGUUUGACAUAGACUUCCAAGAAAUUCAAAAAUUUGAAAAAUCAUACCGGCACUGUCCAAAUAACUGCAAAGAGCCAAUGGAACCUGAAUGCCAGUGUCUCUCCAUUCCCCACACAAUGAACUGCACUGGUCAGGUUAUUGAACAUGGACUACGCAAACUAAACUUGGUUUGCAAUAGUUCUGACACAGGAACACACGGCACAUGUCGAAUCCUUGAAAGACUAAAGAAUCUUGUGACCACUGACCAAACACCCCAGUGUCUGUGUGGGACCCGAGUAUCUCAGAACUGCAUUUUGGAUUACAUCAGAAGAGUGUACCAAAUUUCACAAUCAAGAAAACUCUAGAGUAAUCAGAAAACAGAAAAAAUAUAAUUAUUUACUACUUAAACUUUAUUUAAUAAUGUAGGCAUAGACAAACAACUAAUUAAGGAGGUAGUUUCCUAGUUUUAGACCAUGUGUUUGAUUUCCAGUCAGUCCAUAUGUACAGUACUAUGUGUUAAAUCAGGAGAUAAAGUUUUUAUGUACAUUUUGUGUUCAGGAGGCUGUACAUUUCAUUAUUUGUUCUUGUCUGAAAUUACAGCAGACAGUAUAUUAUUUAAAUAGUACACAUGUUUCUGUACACAUCUAAUCAUUAGAAUAUUUAUCAUAUCUUAAUGUCUUAUUGAUUGUAUUGAUUACAUGAUUAUUGCGUUAUUUUUAUUAUAUAUUAUAUAUUUUUAUAUAUAUCUUAUAUAUAAAAAAAUCUUAUAAUACUCUCCAACCAGUCAUGUUUCUGUUUUGGUGGUUAAAAAUAAUCAGUCAUAAUCAGUCACUGGUCUGUAAUAAUAUCUGUCUGUACAGGCCUAUUAUUCCUUCAAUUUUAUUACGCUGUGAUUUUAUGCUUUAAUCUAUUUUUCUUUUCUAAACUGUCAAGAAAGAAAUUAAAGUCAUGUUUAAUUCAGGGAACUGAAAUAGCCAUUCAAAAUUUUGUUGUGUUCUGUUGUGUGAGAAUUUUCUGUCUGGAUCAGGUAAAUUGGGUCUUUGUUAUUAUGAAAAAUUCAAA
Pangasianodon hypophthalmus (striped catfish) is the source of this 1998-nucleotide messenger RNA. RefSeq lists its product as uncharacterized. NCBI's taxonomy places the organism in Eukaryota, Metazoa, Chordata, Actinopteri, Siluriformes, Pangasiidae. The transcript is spliced from 5 exons. The record is from RefSeq and is a predicted model, not a curated record. The coding region runs from base 888 to 1301 and encodes 137 amino acids.